AGCACUUCUGUAAGAAAACACCGAUAUUCCUAAUCUAUUUUCAUUUACGUUGCACAUGGUCAGAGUAAAGAUGGCGGCGAAUGUGCCCGUUGUUGCAGUUCGGGGAUCAACGGGCAUUUCAAUCAGUUUGGGUCCACCCAGUUAUGAUCUUGUCUCAUCGUUUGCAAGAGAGGACAGCAAAACAUGCAGGACUAUGGCAUUCGAUCCAACAGGAAAAUACUUUGCCUGGGCGAACGGAACAUGUGUGAAGAUUGCCAGCACAAACACGUGGAAAGUGUUGGCAGAAAUUCCAAGACCAAAAGUUUCCAAUAUCACCUUCUCACCAAAAGGGACAUACAUCAUGACUUGGGAGCAGUACAUGGUUACCCCAGCAAAUCCACAGGGAGGACCAAAUCUUUACAUCUGGAAGUCGGACACUGGAGAUUUAAUAAAAGAAUUUGUGCAAAAGAAGCUUUCUGGCUGGGAACCACAAUGGAGCCAGGAUGAGAAGAUAUGUGCCCGAAUUGUGAACAAUGAUGUUCUUUUUUAUGAAAAUGCUAAUUUUAAUGCAGUUGCAAAUAAGAUUCAUAUUCAGAAGGUGGAAAACUUUAGUCUUGCUCCUGGUACUCCACCAUACCACGUCCUCUGUUAUUGUCCUGGAAAAUCUGGACAACCAUCCUUUGGCAGACUAUUUCAGUAUCCGAAAUUUGACAGCAACAGUUCCUUAGCAAACAAGAGCUUCUUCCAGGCUGAUAAAGUUGAAAUGAUGUGGAAUAAGAAAGGAAAUGGUGUGCUGCUAAUGACAAGUACAGAGGUUGACAAAACAGGAUCCUCAUAUUAUGGAAAACAAGCUCUUCAUUUUAUCAGCACUAAAGGCGAAACUGCGAUGGUUUUGCUUAGUAAAGAAGGUCCAAUUUACAGUGUUGAGUGGAGUCCGAAGGGCAAUGAAUUCUGUGUUAUUUAUGGUUUUGUUCCUGCGAAAGCUACUUUAUAUAAUAUCAAAUGUGAACCAGUAUUUGAUUUUGGCACAGGACCUCGUAAUUGUGUGCAUUACAAUCCUCAUGGGAAUAUUCUUUUGCUGGGAGGCUUUGGUAAUUUGCAAGGCUAUGUAGAUAUCUGGGACACACAAGCAAAGAAGCUGAUAACAAAAAUGAGUGCCCCUGAUACAACAUUACUCUUAUGGUCGCCAGAUGGUGAACAUUUCAUGACUGCCACAACUGCUCCACGGCUCAGAGUGGGCAAUGGAUUUAAAAUAUGGCACUACACUGGUUCAUUGUUGUAUGAACGCCCUUGGAACAAACAAGAAGAAUUAUGGGAGGUCCUCUGGCAGCAGUUUCCUCAAGGAGUAUUUAAGGAACCUCCAAUCAGUUACAAACCUGUAGAAGGAAUUCAGCCUAGCCAGACUCCAGCCUCAACUCAAGUAUACAGACCGCCAUCAGCUCGUGGCAGGGAGAGCAACUUUCGGCUACAUGAAGAUGAACCACCAACCAACCUUAAACCAGAGUCCAACCCAUCCAAAGCUGCCUUGAAACAAAAAAAGAAACGAGAAGCCAAGAAGGCACGGAAAGAGCAAGACAAUUCUCAGGUUGUUACAAAUGGAGAAUCAGCUCCAGUAACCUCACACACAGUGAAGCUUCCACCUGCAAUUGCAGAAGUAGAAAUGCCCGACGAUCCCGAGAAAAGCAAGAAAAUCAAGAAGAUAAAGAGUAAGCUGACUGAAAUAUCACGCCUGAAGGAGCAACGUGCUGCAGGUCGCCAGCUGGAACUCAAUCAGCUCGAAAAGAUUAAAAAGGAAGAUGAGCUGCUCAAGGAAUUGCAGAGCCUCAUCUUGUGAUAGUGGACCAGUGGUUACAGUUUGAGGGCUUCCGACAUGACAAAACGAUAUACGGCUCGGGUUGUGCAAUCUCAAAAUGUUGCCAACUCGUAAACAAAAAGUUCCCGCACAGUUGAAAGCAAACAGUACACCUCCAAACUUAUGUAAUUGAUUUCACAUCAAUAUUGAGCAAAAAUGAACUGUCAAUUGCUUUGCCUGACUCAUCGCUGCAGUUCAGAAAGUAUUUUUUUGUUUGUGUAAUUAUUUUUGGAUAUCUAAUUGUGUUAUAGAAAAAGCUGGAAAAUCAGUCUUCUUUUAUUUUCUUGAAGAGGUAUGUAUGCAGUUUAUACUUGGUGCUUUGAUGUGAAUUACUUUGCCUGUUGUUUGUGGACGUAUCAGUAUAAAUUUUCUUUUGUGAUAUAGUGAAUAGUGUUGUUAUGGGACUUAGCUUUACAUUGAUUUGAAAAGUAAUGUUCAAACAAUGUAAAGAAUACAUGAAAUGGAUUAAAAUUAUACUAUAUUAUUACUGAUUGGGUGGUGCUACAUAUUCUCUAUGAGAGUUACACAUUUUAUUAUACUUUAAUGAAAAUUUAUAUGUACAUAAUUUUACUCUGAAGUUUAGAAACAAAUGACCUGAACAAGAAUAAAAGUGAGUGUGUAACUGAGUAAUUUUGGAUGUGAACAACUAAGACCAAAACAAAACAUUUGUGGAGCACAUUCAGUAGUAGAACAUAGUCAGGCAUUUGGUCUAUGUUGGAAUUGCUUAUGCCGGAUCAAAAUGUGAAAUUUGUAUGAUACAUGGAAAUAGAUAAAUACAGAAAAGAUUCCUUUAUAUAUUACUGAGGAGUGUAUUUUGUCAAUGUCAAGCUGAUUCGUCACGUAAUGAUCUUUUUAAGAUGUAUUUAAGUACUGGAACAGUCCAUUAAAACAAAUAUAAAUUAUAGCUGUUAGAUAUGUAUAUUAGCUGACAAGAAAUAUGAAAAAAUUACAGUAGGAAAACUUAUUUAUGUACUGUCCUAAAUGUAAAUCUAAAUUCAGAUUCUGUGUCCUCAUGUAACUUUCUAUAUGAGAGUAUAAUAGUAAUUUUCCUGUAUAAAGUCUAGAGCUUGCUCUAUGUAUUUUGUUCAUUUUGUGAUAGUAAACAAAAUUUCUGAUCAUGUUAUUUUGCCCAGUUUGCAAACAUAAAUGUAUACUGGAGUGCUUAAUUUGUAUUCUGAAUUUUGUGAUUGGUAUUACUUUAAUAGCUCAUUUGAACAUAGAAAAAGGCAGUGACAUUCAGUUGUUUAUCAGUGUUGCAACAUACAUAUGUCUUCAUAUGAAUAGUAGCUUAAAUAAGUUCAUUGCAAAAUAUAUUUUUAUAUACAUAUAUAUCUAUAAAUAUGAUGUGUAUAGAUGGCGUUGAUGAGUCCAUGAACAUAGUUAUCUAAGCGCAGUUUUGUUUCUUUUCAGAUUUAAAAUUUUUGAUGUAUUAUAGUGAAUCCUCAAACUGGAAAAGAAUAUAAAACAAAAUAUGAUAACAUCUUGUCGACAUUAAUUGUCAACAGUUUCAAAGAAACUGUGUUAUGUUCGCAUGUGAAACUUCUCACCAUCCUUUGGGUUUGAAUAAAAUAUCUGAUAAUGAACUUUGCAAUUGCUUUGCCAGAUUAUUGUUUAUUCUUCUUUCUUCUUCCUCUUUUUUUUAUGUAUAAAAUUUUCCAUAUUGUAAUUUGGAAAUUGAUACAUUAUGCAGUACAGUAAUUAUGGUUGCAAGUGACAGAAAUUAUGUACCUAUUAUGAUUAUUUAAACGGCUGUGUGACAUUUUAUGUAUAUUGAGUGGGCAUGUUAUGUACAGGAAUUGUGUUAAAAUCAGCACUUAAUUAAAAGAAGGCAGUAAAUUGGAGUAAUUUUUUUUUUUCAGCAAGUGUUACUAAUACUUUUAUAUAGAAAGUGGGCAUAAUUUAUGUAAUUGGUGCUGAUUUACCUUUGUUUCCUGCAUGCUGCAUUUUUUUUAUUAUUGUUGUGAAAAGAAAAUUCAAAUAAUACUGCUGUAUGCAAGACAGCUGAGGGGUAGGUACGUAAUCAAUACGAAUUUCAGAACAGACUUUUUUUUUACAUUAAGAAUCUCAUUCAUAACUUCUUUGUACUUCAGGAUCUGAUGAUGCUCUAUAAAAAUAAAAAACUGAUUUGCAGUGUAUGUUGUCCAGUAUAGUAUUCCAUUACCUAUUGAAAUGACAAUAUAUUGUCAUUUUUACAGUCAUCACACAGUGUCACUUGGUAAGGACAAAAAUUAAAAAAAAAAAAUUAUGUACUGAACAAACACAUUGACACAUCAGUGUUUCCAUUUUUAUUUAACACUAUAAUAUUUGUUUGUGACAGAAGUGUUGACUCUGUUGCCUCAGUGCAGUAUGAUUUCCAUACUUCAUAGCUGAAAUAAUUGCUUUUAGUGUACUCUUACUGCUGUUAAGUGUGCUUGUACAGUCUGCUGUUAUGAAGGGGUUAUGAUUUUUGAAAAUAUGUAAUUACACUUAUAUUGGAAGAGAUUUUAGCACAGUUACUUGCCUAUUAUGUUCCUUUUAUGUAGUAUUGUUCUGUAGUGGAUUACAACCAAAGACCUGUUAAGUAUAAGUGCUAUAGAAAACUGACUGUGUUUUAAUUAUACAGUCUUAUGCCAUUUCUCUCUGUUUCUUUCAGUUCUCAAAAUUAGUGGUUGUAUAGAUCAUCCACAUUUGGCUGCUUUGAAAACAGAAUUCUUUUAUUUAAUAAUGCACAAAUGUCACAGAUGUGAAUCAAAAACUAAAGUUAAUUGCAAAUUUGACAUUGACUUCUUUUUAAAUAUAUGUGUGUUUUGAAGGACUUAUAUACAAUAGUAAGGUCUAGCAGAUGGUUAGCUGUGUUUUAGGAAUACUGUCACAAAAGCAGUUACAUGAGAGUGUUUCAGCUUUUCACCUUUUAUUACUGUGAUGGUGAAAUUUUUUUCUUCAAUGGAGUACGGAACGUAAUGUUACAUAACUUUAUUCUGAAAGUUUUGUGGUUGUUUUCAAGUGGAAUUUUUUUACCAUACAAAGACCUACAUGCCUCUAUUAUGUUAUUACAGCAACUUUUUGACAACUUAAAAAGUGUGAUGAUGUCAUUAGAUCUUUACAUAGUUGUAAUUGCACAAUAUAUUGUUACAACGAGAUGGUAAUGUAAUAAGGGCUUAUAUUUAUGAAUAUUCUAACAAUGAUCUAACAGAAAAAAGGCUGUAAUAAAAUUAUGUGAGCUGCAUUGUGCAUUUGUUGACAUAAAACCAGAGCAUUUAUUUGCCAAAAUGAAUUGUGUGUGCAUGUUCUAAAAUUAUUUAUCUGUGCACUGUGAUUGUGAAUACUACUAACAUGUAAUGUACAUGUACAAAUCAUAUGAGCAAGAUUCAUGAAAGAAUAAUAUACAGGACAGUAUUCUGAUGACAAAAAUUAAUCGUUUGUUCAUUUUGUAUGCUCAAAUGACCAAUACAGCAAUCUAGCAAGAAAAUUAA
Messenger RNA from Schistocerca nitens (vagrant locust), 5283 nucleotides. RefSeq names its product eukaryotic translation initiation factor 2A (gene eIF2A). The transcript has 13 exons. NCBI's taxonomy places the organism in Eukaryota, Metazoa, Arthropoda, Insecta, Orthoptera, Acrididae. Bases 56 to 1813 code for a protein of 585 amino acids. Gene Ontology annotation, cellular component: cytosolic small ribosomal subunit. The record is from RefSeq and is a predicted model, not a curated record. Gene Ontology annotation, molecular function: protein binding; translation initiation factor activity; tRNA binding. Gene Ontology annotation, biological process: translational initiation.